Colletotrichum gloeosporioides is the source of this 786-nucleotide messenger RNA. RefSeq lists its product as uncharacterized. The record is from RefSeq and is a predicted model, not a curated record. Gene Ontology annotation, biological process: polyketide metabolic process. NCBI's taxonomy places the organism in Eukaryota, Fungi, Ascomycota, Sordariomycetes, Glomerellales, Glomerellaceae. The coding region runs from base 1 to 786 and encodes 261 amino acids. The transcript is spliced from 2 exons.
AUGACUUCAACGUUUGCUCACCUGGAUGAGCAAGACUGGGAUGAAGUUGAACAAAAAGUCCAGCCCAUUAUCGACUACAAUGGCCAGUCCAUGUCUGCGACGGUAUUCUUCGCCUGCGAGAGUGAUUCCCUCUCGCCAGGCAUGAAAUUGCACAGAAAGCUAGACACGAUCAUUGUCGACACUAGCAGCAACGCUGUUGCUGCGCGCUAUAUCAACUGUGCCGACUCACCCGAUUCCGCGCCCGAGUUUCAAGAGAUAAUCUUCGCAUGGUUCGUCGACAAUCGUUUGGCAAGAUGGCAAUCUCUUCGAGGCGAAGCCGGCUUCGAGUCACAACAUUCUGCAGUCCCUAGAGCCCCAACAAUUAUCGGAGACCUCUCUUCUAGACACGAUGAACUCGAUUUGAAAGAGCUGUACAAGGCUUACAUCACCAGCAUCAACGAGAAGACGAUGGAGCGUGACUUUGAACGCUUUUGUCACCCUGAGCUGGAACAUAACAGCCGUAGGCUGACAAUUACUGAGUACAUUCCACUCAUCAGCGAUAGCCAGGACGCUAUUCAAAACCUGCACUUUCAUAUCGAGGAGUUACUCGUCGAUAAGGAGACGCAGCAGAUCGCGGCACGGCUGGAGUUCACUGGGACCCCAGUCCGUGAAUGGGGAGGAGCGAAGCCCAAUGGGAAUUCGGUCAAGUUUCAUGAGAACAUCAUAUACCAGUUGCAUGAAGGCAAGAUUGCGCGGGUGUGGUCGGUCAUUGAGUUGAACGUCUAUCGGCAGCAGUUGAGCAGAUGA